AUGUACCGAGCAUCACCGGAAGGACAUGACAAUCACUCCGGAGCAGUUUUUGUAACGAUCUUGCUGGGGAAAACUUGCUCUGUUGUCAUCAAAACUGGUUCUCGGGUUGUCAAGAUGGGGGCAGAUGUUGUGAAAUUUGACUUUUGGGUUAUCGGGAUUGACUCGCGACUUGUCGAAAUCAGUUUACGACUCGUAGAAGUUCACUUUCGAGGGGGCAUGCCGGGAGCGUUGGCGAAAUCUCGGAGCACAGGCGUGAAGCCAAGCAGUAGCAGCUGGGUGCGCCAGAAUUUCAUUGUUGGUGAAGUGCUCGGCUCCGGUUCCUACGGUAAUGUUUAUCACAUUGCCAGCCGCCGUCGUCCAGGAACGUACUAUGCGUUGAAAGAGCUUGCACGGAACAGUGCCCCAAAAUACAUAGCCACUGAGCUGCGCAUAAUGCAACGAUGCGGUGGUGCGCACAACAUAAUGCGAAUGCAUGCCGCCUAUCGUGAGAAGGACCGUGUUUUCAUCAUCAUGGAUUACUUCGAACAUACACCAACCAAGGUAAAAACAGCCCUUCGCCUUUUGGUGUCUUAA
Messenger RNA from Gongylonema pulchrum, 573 nucleotides. The record is from the annotation of a GenBank genome assembly. NCBI's taxonomy places the organism in Eukaryota, Metazoa, Nematoda, Chromadorea, Rhabditida, Gongylonematidae.